GGACCGCUGCCACUGGGAGACACAGCAGAGCAGAAGCGUAUGGCAGCGCUGAUCGAAGAGGCAAACAGGGCGGACACACCGCCGGCCGGGCUGACGAGUGAGGAGCUAGAAAAGUUCUACGAGCCGGUACGCGAUGCGAACGACCCGCUGAAGCCGUUCCCAAAUAACACAAACCCGGUGACGGGAGAGAGCCGACGCCGGUUCGGUGACUGGGAGCGCAACGGACGAGUGUCAGACUUUUAGAUGGAGGUAGGGGAGCAAUAAAUGAAGAAAUAUACAC
Messenger RNA from Linderina pennispora, 280 nucleotides. RefSeq lists its product as uncharacterized. The transcript has 2 exons. Bases 40 to 243 code for a protein of 67 amino acids. NCBI's taxonomy places the organism in Eukaryota, Fungi, Kickxellomycota, Kickxellomycetes, Kickxellales, Kickxellaceae. The record is from RefSeq and is a predicted model, not a curated record.